This is a messenger RNA of Heterocephalus glaber (naked mole-rat), 2470 nucleotides long. NCBI's taxonomy places the organism in Eukaryota, Metazoa, Chordata, Mammalia, Rodentia, Bathyergidae. The record is from RefSeq and is a predicted model, not a curated record.
GGGCCGUAUGGCUGUGCCGGGCUGGGGAAGUGCACGCAUUGACUGUUCUCCUGGAGCAGCACUUUUGGCCACUGGCUAAGAGUAGCUUAGCUGCCUGGCAGUGGCCCCAUCUGUGGGGAGAGGGGGGAGCUCCCCUGGGGGUCCUGUAGCACAGGUGGCGGGGUCCAGUUCUCUUCCUGCCCAGGCCACCCAAGGGCCACUGAGUGCUCCUGGACAGGGCUCAAUCCAUCAGGCAAGCAAGGCCACUGUGGCCCAUGAGGCCCCUGGCUCCUGGCCUUGUCCCCAACACUUCUUCCAUCACCAGGCAUCCUUGUGGUUUCUUUAUCUGCAGACUCCACUUGGAUGCCCAGCCCCAAGACUCCACCCACAGGAAGGAGCCUGUAUGCUCCUGCCUGAGCCUUUGCACCGCCCUGGACCCGGCCUGGAACAGGUUUCUCUCCACUGCUCACGAUUCAAGACUGGUCAGGACGGCACGACGGUUCCCUGAGGGUUAAGAUCGGACGUCGGGACGCCCGCGGCCCAGCAACGGGGACGAAGCGUGGAAGACCCAACGCGUGCUCGCCGCGGAGGACUGACUCACCCUGAAGCCUCGGGCGUGGUCUCGGCCUCUGCCGCACGAUUUAGUCCCACCCCCGUCCACGGCUGCGCAGCUCGGGAAUCCCCGCCCCUCCCCGGGACUUUUGUCUGCGCCCGGCCGCCGUCCAGGCGCGCCCACUUCCUCCCUCGCCCACGUGGUCGGCUAAGGCUGUGUCCGUGGCGCCGUGCUUGGGGCUGGCGCGACUCCCAGGCCUCACGAGCGGACCAGACCCUUGACUCGCGACCACGGCCCCCUGGGAGGGGCGGGGGAAGGAGCCGGGCAGGUCCGAGAUCCACCUGGGAGUCCCGGAAGUCGGCGGGAAGUCCUGGGCCCUUGGGCGGGGUAGAGGUGCCAGGGGUCCCAAGGAGGUCGGAGGUCAGAGUUCGACAGGGGUCCGGGAGGUCAAGGCCGGCGCCCGUACCCCGCCUCGCAUGGGCGUCUCCAGCCUGCGGGCUGCGCUGCUGAGAGCCUGGGAAAGGUGGACAGCGCGCCCUGGCCUGCACAUCCGCUGCCCGUCCCUGAUGGCCGGGAAGGAGGCUCCCCCCGCGCCGGCUGCGCACCCUCCGCACAGGAAGGCUGGUGGGAGCUGGGUCUGGGAGGAGGGGCAGAAUCCCCCAAAGAGGCUCCGCAGCGGCGAGGUCGACGAGCCGCCGCGAAAACUGCCCAAGCGCAAGAUCGUGCUGCUCAUGGCCUACUCGGGAAAGGGCUACCACGGCAUGCAGAGGAAUUCGGGGUCCUCGAAAUUCAAGACAAUCGAAGAUGACUUGGUGUCUGCCCUGGUCCGGGCCGGCUGCAUCCCUGAGAGUCACGGCGAGGACAUGCGGAAGAUGUCCUUCCAGCGCUGCGCCCGCACAGACAAGGGUGUGUCCGCAGCAGGCCAGGUCGUGUCCCUGAAAGUGUGGCUGAUUGAGGACCUUUUGGACAAGAUCAACAGCCACCUUCCCUCCCACAUCCGGAUCCUGGGGCUGAGGAGGGUCACAGGCGGCUUCAACUCCAAGAACAAGUGUGAUGCCAGGACCUACUUCUACAUGCUGCCCACCUUCGCCUUUGCCCACAAGGACCGGGAUGUGCAGGAUGAGACAUACCGCCUGAGUGCCGAGACGCUGCAGCAGGUCAACCGGCUGCUGGCCUGCUACAAGGGCACCCAUAACUUCCACAACUUCACUUCACAGAAGGGGCCGCACGAGCCCAGCGCACGGCGCUACGUGCUGGAGAUGUACUGUGAGCCACCCUUCGAGCGCGAGGGCCUGGAGUUUGCCGUGAUCAAGGUGAAAGGCCAGAGCUUCAUGAUGCACCAGAUCCGCAAGAUGGUGGGGCUGGUGGUGGCCAUCGUGAAGGGCUAUGCCCCCGAGAGUGUGCUGGCGUGCAGCUGGGGCGAGGCAAAGGUGGAUGUGCCCAAGGCACCAGGGCUCGGCCUGGUGCUGGAGCGGGUGCACUUCGAGACGUACAACCAGCGCUUCGGUGGGGACGGGCUGCACGAACCGCUGGACUGGGUGCAGGAGGAAGCCAAGGUGGUGGCCUUCAAGGAGCAGCACAUCUACCCCUCCAUCGUCAGCACCGAGCGGCAUGAGCGCUCCAUGGCCCAGUGGCUCAGCACCCUGCACAUCCACAACUUCAGCACCACCUCGCUCACCACAGGCUCAGGCUCCCAGGCUGAUCUUGAACUUGCGAUGUAGCCCAGAUUGACCCUGAACUCAUGGUGACCCUCCUGCCUCAGCCUCCUGAGUGUUGGGACGACAGGCCUGCGCUGCCCUGCCUGGCUUGACUACCCAAUAUAGUAUUAGAAUGAGAAGGGUCAGGACUCCGGGUGGGACCUGGUGGUGGGGCGAUGACUCCUGGCAGUGCCCCCAGGUGGGACAGUGCUGGCCCUACAGUUCUUCCUGUCUCCUUGUC